CGACCUCCGACUCCGUCAAGUUACCCAGAAUCCAAAGGGUGUCAGCCAUCUUGCCGCUCAUCAGGACAGUUUGGCUUUGAUGGACUGAAAGACACCAGACAAACAUGGCGGAACAUUGGGGAACACUCAAGGGCUGGGUCCACGAGAACUUCGUCGACCCGGAGAUGUCCGAUGAGUCGACGGUACGCAGAAGGAAGUUGGCCAGAGCGGAAUCCCUGGCCAGGCCGGUGAGAAGGGUGGAACCAGUUCGGAAGGAAGAGGAUGAGGACAAUAAGGAGGAAGAGGAAAAAGAAAUACCCAAAACACCUGGCGAGCUAGCAAUGAUGCCAGUACACCAGCAGCUUCGGGACAUGAACAAGUUCACAGCGAGGAAAACCAUGGCCCAAGGUUUCCUGGAUAUGGCACUACUGUCAGCGAACGCAUCUCAGAUGAAGUACGUGCUCCAAGUUGGUCCUGUGUCCAUCAUGUACUACUUCCUCCUGUUCUUCCUGACCAUCUCCGUACUGCUGCAGCUGGCAGUGGCCAUGCUGCUACUGCUCAAAACACAGUUUACCGAAGCCGAAGAGACGGACGACGAGGAAAAUCUCCGCAACAGCAAGAAGAUGCACCUGCUGAACAACUGGAUCACCGCCCUGGUCAUCGUCACCAUGGUGGUCAAUGUGUUUAUCACGGCGUUCGGCAUAUCUCCGGCCGGACCUCCUGCCGCUGCCGCUUCGUAAAGUCCACGGAUCCAGCAUAUUCAACCAGCUAGCUGCAGGAACUUCUCUUCAAACCAGUAAGCCUACUGGUGUUGCCGACGAUGCAGUCAGAUCUUUACAAAGCUUAUGAUACAUUUUCAACAAUCAAUGAAGAAAAUAAGUUGUCUCAUUGUGGUUGAAGAUCAGCUUCAUUACUUGCAAGGCAAUAGACCUGUUAACGGUUGAAAAGCAGACGAAAGUAGACAUACCCUAAUUCCCUAAUCACAUACAUGUAUGGUCAUUUUCAGCGAUAACAAUAGAUAAAGAUUGGUUGACAUGUAGUAAGCUUAAGUAAUGAGAUAGCAACACAACAAACCAAAUAAAUGCAGAGUUGUGCACGCAGUAUAUCAUUUGAGGGAAGCUGUAUGAUGUGUAUGCAAAGAGUGGUUGAACUCUAGAACUGUUCGUGCAAUUCUAAAUAUGGAGUGUUCAUGAGUGUAAUGACAAUCUUAACGCUUUAGAAAAAGCAGUGAGUUAAGGGUUUUUCUGGUUGAUAAAACUGCAGGAAGUCGCGACUGUAUAUAUUCUAGGAUUGAAAAAGCAUGAUAUAAGAUUAUUUUUUUAUAAUCUAUUACACUAUUGUCACUUUUGGCACGCUUUUGUACAUGUUUCAUCUAAGUUCGUCACUAGGACUUGAGAUGAAGUUGAAAUUAGAAUUAUUGUAAUGAAACCCAUGGAACCGACUGUCCAUAUCCGUGAAUGUCGAAUUGAAUGUUGAUAUACUUCUAUUCUAGAUCUGUAAAUGACAGAAUAUGAUGUAUCACCAUGAUAUAUAUAUUCACCACUAUUGCUGCUGAGUAGAAGUGCAUACAGCUGCAGUUAUGGAAUAUCAAUAUUCCGUGAGCACUAUAUUCCUAGUAUUGUACUUGUGUUUUGCACAAUGUGAAUACAUGUUCUGUUCUU
Branchiostoma floridae (Florida lancelet) is the source of this 1640-nucleotide messenger RNA. Its product is annotated as ninjurin-2-like. The transcript has 5 exons. Gene Ontology annotation, biological process: tissue regeneration; cell adhesion. Gene Ontology annotation, cellular component: membrane. The coding region runs from base 105 to 719 and encodes 204 amino acids. The record is from RefSeq and is a predicted model, not a curated record. Lineage: Eukaryota; Metazoa; Chordata; Leptocardii; Amphioxiformes; Branchiostomatidae.